AGAGCAGAGCUGGUGUAUGCUCAAUUUUUCUUUGCGUUACAUAUUGUUUGAGUAUAUUUUUAUUUAACAAAACAUUAGAAUUGAUAUUAAUUAUGAAUUUAAAAUGAACUUAGUGAUGUGACGUUUCUAUUGACGUGUAUUUUUCUUUAAAUAAAAUAUGAUCUUAUUAUCUUUUAAAAUGGAACCGUGGACAAUAUUUUGGACUUUUGUUUUGGGUCUUACGAGUAUUGCGGAGGCGGGACCUAUUGGAGACCAAUGUGAUUGGACUGGAAGUGGGUUGAGCACAAGCGCUGAGCGGGGAGUGACGCCGGUGUACCUCAGGUGCCGUGAGGGCACGGUGUCGUGGCUGUACCCGCGCGGUGCGCUGCGGCUGCUCUUCCGACCGCCGCUACCCGCCGACGAGAGGGACUUCAGAGUGUGCAUCCGAGUGAUAAGACGCCCAGACCCACCUGACUUGUUUCACUCGCUGCAGCUUAAUGACUUAGAAGUUGCAGAGCGGUUUCCAGCGCGUAUCUUCGUUGAGGGUGUCCGCAAGUUGAUACCUCUGUAUGCACCUGACGACGACGACCCUCGCGAGCUUCGCUGUUUCCGAAGCAAGCACGGUCGCGCUGCUUUGUACGUCGAAGCAGAGCCAGAAGAGGGGCCCAAGAGACGAGUGGCCACGUUCAAGUACGAGGUUCGCUCGCUGGAGAGGCACUAUGACCCCGCUACGGCUGAAUGCAGGCCGUGCUCCGAGUCGGAACUCGAACUAGCCUUCUGCACUAGCGAUCUCGUAUCCCGAGCGGUAAUAGUGGGCAGUGAGCAGCGGGAGGACUUGGACACAACUCAGCUGACGUUGCGGUUGACCAAACUGGUCCGCGCUACCGGGGCGGAUGGCGAGCCUAGUGAUGUAGAUGAUGAAUAUUAUAGGUACGAAACAGACAACACGCUCCGUUCCAAGCGUUCACUCCACGCGCACGUGCACGUGUCCGCGUCGUGCGGUGCGGGCGCGGGCGCGGGCGAGUUCGUGGUGAUGGCGCGACGGGCAUUGGGUCGGUUACGUCUUGUAUGCGCUCCGCAUGCUGAACAAUGGGAUAGAUUGGCGAAGAGGAGAACUGCUGAGGGGAAUGCGCAUUGUGCUCUGUUGUAAUAGUCUGGGGACUGUAGGGGUAAAUUGGGUGCGCCCUGCUGUAAUAGGACAAGUGUACGAGAUUAAUGGGGGAAGGAUGUGCUGGGAGCGCGAUUGUACACUCUACUGUAAUAGUGUUAGUACCAGGUUAAAUCAAAGAGGAAUUGACUGGAAGCAGCAUUGUGCGCUGUUACAAUAAGCUGGUGUGUGGGAAUGGGGAAAGCUGUUGCAUUAGUGAGAGUAUAGCAACUGUGGGACGACGGGCGGUGGAAAGGAGCGCACCUUGUCAGCUGCACUACUUUGCAGGAGGGUUGGGAUAUGCUGCGAUGUACACGGUGAAAGAAUAGAGGGGGGUGGUGUAUUGGUUGCUCGCACUGGGCGCUGUUACAACAGUACGUGCUGACUUAGAAUAAAGGGGUGCUGUGAUGUGAUGAGAGCAUGUACUAUACGCACAACAGAUACAGGCAUGUGCUACACAACAUAGUUGACGGGAAUGCAGCGUGAUAUGAUCUCCCGGAUUUGAUCAAUACAAUGAAAUAAACCAAGCUAUGAAAUAUCUAAAUUCUUUGAACAACAUAAACUUAGAUAAUAGAGAAACAUUGAUGAUACUUUCUUUACUGUGUUAAAAAUAAGUGAAGAUUCGCUUGCCAUAAAUUAGCUUGUACAAAUGCAAUAUUGUAAAUAUGAAUUAAUAUUAAUGAAUGUGGUCCACAGUGCCAAAUGUAAGAUUUAUAUAUAGCUUAUAAGGUUGAUCUCAAGCUGUAAAUAAUGUACAUUUUAGAUUAAAAUUUAAUGGAUAUUAUAUUAUUGCCAUUUAUAGUAUAUGAUAUGCUAUUUGAAACAAAUUAAUAUUUUUAAUAUAAGAACUUUAUAAAAAAUAUAUUAACUUUUAAACUUUAUUUCCGCAAACUUCCAAGGAUUUUAUGUAUUAAGAUCCUUUUUUAUGCAAAAAUGUGUAAACCAGUUAUAUAUUUUUCAUAAUUUUUAUUACUUAGCACUUUUUAUUUUAACCUUUUGAUAUUUAUCGACCUCAUGUUAUGUCAAUUUACUAUAUAUAAGAUAGCUUAUAUAACUAAGUUUAAAUCCUAUCAAUUUAGUGCUUCCAGUAACAGAAUCUAUAAAAUAUAUGAAGAUAUUAAACUAUUUGUCUGUAAAAUAACAUAUAGGUACUUUAUUUACUAAUAUAUGUAUACAAUUAAUAUAUUUUGUA
Colias croceus (clouded yellow) is the source of this 2318-nucleotide messenger RNA. RefSeq names its product meteorin-like protein. The record is from RefSeq and is a predicted model, not a curated record. Gene Ontology annotation, molecular function: hormone activity. The transcript is spliced from 5 exons. Bases 158 to 1129 code for a protein of 323 amino acids. NCBI's taxonomy places the organism in Eukaryota, Metazoa, Arthropoda, Insecta, Lepidoptera, Pieridae.